UUUUGAAAAAAAAGGAUAAAAACUGCAAUGACAAACAUGCAUUCUUGAUUUUCUGCUCUUUGGCAUGUUUUCUCUUUUAUGGCUCCCCACCUUCUUUUAUCACUUCUGUAGAUUCUUCUCAGCAUUCUUCUUGGCUCUUGACCUGUCCAUGGCUUCCCUCUUGCUGUCUCUUCCGUCUCGUUUCUUUCGUUUUUCUCAUUUACCUUAAUGGGUUCUCUUUUCUGCAACUCCAAACCAAACUUAUCAAGAUUUCACAGAUAAACUACUUUUUAUGUUUCUGUAUUCAUCAAGAAUCACAUACAGGAAACAGACUUUGCAACAUUGCUUGGAGGAAACAGAGAAGAGGCUGUCACAGCCAUUCUCUUGAGGCAAAACAACAAUCUCUACUCGUUGGUUUUGUUUUUCCUCUUCUUUUGUGCCAUUCAUUGAAGAAACUGUUGCAUAGACUUUUACUUCAUUACUUGUUUCCACCAUGGCAACCAAGAUCAAAGGGAUCUACAAGGGCUUUAAGUUCAUCUCCCAAAUGUUUGUGGUGAAGGAGAGAGAGAUGGAAAUUGGGUACCCAACAGAUGUUAAGCAUGUAGCACACAUUGGUUGGGAUGGUGCUUCUGGUACUCCUCCCAGUUGGAUGAAUGAAUUCAAAACACCUCCUGAUUUCGCAACAACAACACUCAGUGAUGCAAGAGAUCCCAAUUCUCUUGCUUUCUCUUCUUGGUCCUCUCAAGAUUUUGAUCAAUCUAUUGGAAAUCAACCCGUGUUGAAUUCGUUCAGUAGCAUACCGUCUUCAGACCUUCCAAAAAUUCCCAAGAAAUCGAAAACGAAAAGGAAGAUGAGAAGUUCCUCUCAACAUCAAACUCAUGAGUCUAGAAAUGCAAAGGUUGGUGCAAAUUAACAACUCAGAGAACUAUAACUGUGCAUGUCAACAUUGCAAAUGUCACCUUUUCUUUACUCAGAAUUGGUGUCAUGAGAGCAAGAAGAGUAGAAGCUUUGUAUAUUAUGAACUUUUAUGGAUUGAAGGCCAGAGAUUAAGGGAAACAAAUGUGAAGAUGGAGGAAGCAUUGUUAAGGGAGACAUUGAUUUUGCCCAUAUGACUGAAAAGUGAGUUUGAGUAAUCCAUUUCACUUGAAAUCUCAAGUGGGGCUUAAAUCUCUGCAAUUUUAUCCAAAAACUGUUGAACUUUCUUGUUGGGUUUUCACUAUUUAUCUUCUUGAUUACUUGAAGUAGAUCAUUAUUCUGCAGAACCCAUGAUCCAUCUUUGAGUUUUCUUUGACUGAAAUUAUAAAAAGAGGCAUUAAAUUUCCA
Manihot esculenta (cassava) is the source of this 1302-nucleotide messenger RNA. Its product is annotated as CRIB domain-containing protein RIC10. The transcript is spliced from 5 exons. NCBI's taxonomy places the organism in Eukaryota, Viridiplantae, Streptophyta, Magnoliopsida, Malpighiales, Euphorbiaceae. The record is from RefSeq and is a predicted model, not a curated record. The coding region runs from base 473 to 892 and encodes 139 amino acids.